AUGCGAAACGACUAUGCAGACUUAAAGAAAGAAGCAGAAAAGCCAGCAGAAGAUAAAAUGGAUAUGUUGACAUUUCUUAAUAAAAACUAUCCAACAGCAGAAGAUUUCCUUCUAUCUGACGUCAAGAAGAAGUAUAAAGAAACUUUCGGUAUCGUUAAAACAUUCGAUGUACUGACAGAAGAAAUAGAAGCUACGAAAUUGUUUAGGAUUUCAAAUAUACAUCAUACAAUUCAUGUAAAACGCUUAUAA
This is a messenger RNA of Trichomonas vaginalis G3, 249 nucleotides long. Its product is annotated as organellar and viral DNA polymerase type B. Bases 1 to 249 code for a protein of 82 amino acids. NCBI's taxonomy places the organism in Eukaryota, Parabasalia, Trichomonadida, Trichomonadidae. The transcript has a single exon. The record is from RefSeq and is a predicted model, not a curated record.